Messenger RNA from Antrostomus carolinensis (chuck-will's-widow), 1328 nucleotides. It is a transcript of the gene HGS, whose product is annotated as hepatocyte growth factor-regulated tyrosine kinase substrate. Gene Ontology annotation, molecular function: metal ion binding; ubiquitin binding; phosphatidylinositol binding. Gene Ontology annotation, biological process: receptor internalization; endocytic recycling. Lineage: Eukaryota; Metazoa; Chordata; Aves; Caprimulgiformes; Caprimulgidae. The transcript has 13 exons. The annotation marks the transcript as partial. Gene Ontology annotation, cellular component: early endosome. The record is from RefSeq and is a predicted model, not a curated record.
GGCAAAAUAUGCUGUCAGUGCUAUCAAGAAGAAAGUCAACGACAAGAAUCCCCACGUGGCGCUCUACGCUCUGGAGGUCAUGGAGUCCGUGGUCAAAAACUGUGGCCAAACAGUCCAUGAUGAGGUGGCUAAUAAACAGACUAUGGAGGAACUGAAGGAAAUACUCAAGAGGCAAGUGGAGACAAGUGUCCGCAGUAAGAUCCUGUACCUUAUCCAGGCCUGGGCUCACGCCUUCCGCAACGAGCCCAAGUACAAGGUGGUGCAGGACACCUAUCAGAUAAUGAAGGUUGAAGGUCAUGUGUUCCCGGAGUUCAAAGAGAGUGAUGCCAUGUUCGCUGCAGAACGGGCUCCAGACUGGGUCGAUGCUGAGGAGUGUCACCGGUGUCGAGUGCAGUUUGGUGUAGUGACACGGAAGCAUCAUUGCAGGGCAUGUGGGCAGAUCUUCUGUGGCAAAUGCUCCUCCAAGUAUUCCACCAUCCCAAAGUUUGGGAUUGAGAAGGAAGUGAGAGUCUGCGAGCCCUGUUACGAGCAUCUCAACAAGAAAGCUGAGGGUAAAGCUGCUGCCACCUCCGAACUGCCCCCCGAGUACCUGACCAGCCCCCUCUCACAGCAGUCCCAGCUGCCUCCAAAGCGUGACGAGACAGCCCUGCAAGAGGAGGAGGAGCUGCAGCUAGCUAUUGCCUUGUCUCAGUCAGAGGCCGAGGAGAAGGAGAGAAUGAGGCAGAAAACAACCUACUCCAUGUACCCGAAGGCUGAGCCCACGCCCGUCACCUCCUCAGCCCCCCCGGUCAGCACGCUCUACUCCCCACCCGUGAAUUCCUCUGCUCCCUUGGCUGAGGACAUUGACCCGGAGCUGGCUCGGUACCUGAACCGCAACUACUGGGAGAAGAAACAAGAGGAAGUUCGCAAGAGCCCCACCCCGUCAGCACCUCUGUCCCUCACAGAGCCAGCUGCACAGCCUGGGGAAGCCCACCCUGCCCCGCUCAGUGUUGUUGAGCAGCAGUACCAGAACGGCGAGUCUGAGGAGAACCACGAGCAGUUCCUGAAGGCGCUGCAGAACGCCGUCACCACGUUUGUCAACCGCAUGAAGAGUAACCACAUGCGCGGCCGCAGCAUCACCAAUGACUCUGCCGUAUUGUCCCUCUUCCAGUCCAUCAACAACAUGCACCCCCAGCUGCUGGAGCUGCUCAACCAGCUGGAUGAGCGCAGGCUGUACUACGAAGGCCUGCAGGACAAACUGGCGCAGAUCCGGGAUGCGCGUGGGGCUCUGAACGCGCUGCGGGAGGAGCACCGGGAGAAGCUGCGCCGGGCAGCGGAGGAGGCAGAGC